GUAAAUAUCCGCGACUGCAUCCAAUAUCUUCUCAGUGCAGGUCUGGCCAUCGAACGGGGCAGCCGUCACCUCUCUCCUCCUUGAACGACUUUCAGUAGAGAUACGAAACUUUUGACUUUGAAAAAUCGUUCGCAGUCGCGCAAGAGCACAAAUGAAGACCUCGAACCCGUGGACAGAAAAAUUCUCCCAAGAGACUAACGGAAAGGUGCACAAGCUUAUUCUACCUGAAGGAGAGGAAACGGACGAAGGAAGACAAGAAAUGGAUGAAGGAGGGGGAGGAGGAGGAGGAGGAAGACAAGAAGACAAAAUCUCUCCUCAACCGACUGGUACGGAUAUCCGUACUCAAGAACGCAGACCUUUGAUAGACGAAAGUAGUACCAACCACAUCGCUUGUCUUGAUAAGAAUACAAAGACGCAACCAGACACCACCUCCGGCCAGACAUGCUGUCUGCCUAAUAAGUGUUGCUGUAAACCAGCUUUCACCCCGUUCUGUAGACAGGUAGCCAACGUUUUAGUAGCCUGCUUGGCAGGUCUGUCCGUAGGGACUAUCCACGCGUUUCCUGCAGUUUCUCUGCCCCGGUGGGAGGAGGCUGGCUUCGUCCUCACAACUGCUCAGACCACCUGGUUCGCAUCAGCGCCAAUGGUCAUCAGUGUGCUGACGUGCUGGGGAGCCGGCAUCGUUGUGGAGUAUUUAGGCAACAGGAAAUGCUUAAUGAUAGGUGUGCUCUCCUUGGCCUUGUCUUGGAUCGUGAUAGCUAUAGCAGACAGCUUCUGGGUGCUCCUACUCGGCAGAAUCCUUCAAGGGCUGACAGCCUCCGUGUACAUGGUAAUCAUCACUGUCUACCCAGCCGAGGUUAGCAUUUCCCGCUGGAGGGGCGUCAUGACAGGAAUCUCCGAAGCGAUGGUCAUGCUAGGGGCGUUCCUGACCUACUUAGCAGGGAUCAGCCUACGGCCAUCAGCCAUAGCCAUCUUGUUCAUCCUGAGCCUCAUCCCAAUGCUCGUUGCUUACUACUUCCUGAGGGACUCGCCUCUGUGGCUGGCACGUCAGGACAAGGACGACGAAGUCGCCUCCACCCUCAGGUGUCUCAGAGGCCCAACAAUCGACAUCACAGAGGAACUGGAGCAGAUCAAGGACUCGGUCGCAACGGAGAGAAUACAGAAGCCCAGCGCCACUGAGCAACUCUUACUGCUCAGGAAGAUGAUCUACUUCAAGCCUGUGCUGCUAUCAGUUCUGGUCUUGCUCUUCAAGGAGCUCACGGGGCAAUACGCAGUCAUGGCUUACACCGUGAAGAUCUUCAAGAUGGCCGGGUCAUCUCUAGACCCGUACUGGUGCGCGGUUGUGAUGGGCGCGGCUAGAUUUCUCCCCUGCUUCACCAGCUGGAUUCUCAUAGAGCGGUUACCCAGACGGCUGCUGAUCUGCACUUGCAUGACUCUCGCUUCUUUCGCCCUGGGGACGCUGGGGACAUUCCUCUUCUUCUGGUCAAAGAAGACAGAUGGCCUUCCGCCUUCCCUGGGGUGGAUACCCUUGCUUUGCUUUCUGGUGUUCACCCUGGUGUUCGGCUCUGGAGUUGGGCCAACUUGCUGGACAUUGGUAGCCGAGCUGUUACCGUCGCGUGUGAGGAACGUUGGCGCUGGAAUAAUCAACACCUGUUUCAGCCUCUUUCUAUUCCUGGUUGGGCUCACUUUUCCAUUCAUGGUGGAGGGUAUGGGCAUAGGCCUAGUUUUCAUUACCUACUCCGCCUGCACACUGACCGGGGUAGUGUUCAUCUUGUUCUGUUUACCAGAAACCAAAGGGAUGUCCUUUACAGAAAUACAGACGGUUUUGACGGGAACAAGUAAGGGAUCUCAGACAAGGAAUGAAUUGGUGUAGAGUGUUAGACAAGGCAUGAAUUGGUGUAGAGGUGUAGACAAGGCAUGAAUUGGUGUAGAGCAGGGGUGUCAAUCUCAUGGCCCGCGGGAUGGUCAUAAGUGCCCCACGAGGUGCCAAGAGAUUUCUCAACUCGAGCUACUAUAACUGUUAGAACUAAGGAAAAUUUAACUUAAGUUACUAAACUGUUAAAACGAGACUUAAUACGUUUUACCUUUCAUUCAUAUGACAAUAAUAUAUUAAUUUAUUUCAUAUUAUAAUUGCUGACAAUAAGGCCCUUUUAUUGCAAAUCUUAAUAAACGAGUCAUAAGGAAUAAGUAAUUACCAAAUCUUUGAUGGACCUCGAGACCAUAACCAAGUGCAUAAUUGACCCUCAAAAGGAUUUGAGUUUGACACCUUUUGGUGUAGUGUGUCAGACAAGGCAUGAAUUGGUGUAGAGUGGUACAAAAUAAAUGUAGUUCUUUGCAAUGUCUUCAAAUUGUCACAAAACUGUCUUAAAUUUAAAAAUCAGAGAACAACGGCUAGACUGCUACACAGAAUAUAGGCCUAGGUUUCACUUCGCCCAAGUGAUAAAAUCUAGGCACUGUGGCAUAGGCCUACUUUCUUUUUGAAAUACACAGCACACAUCAUCUUAUAAAGUAAAUACCAGGUAAACAGUUGUUGUAUCCAUUCACAAUAUUUUAUUUAUUUUUACUUAAACCGUUUAGUUCCAAAGCACUAUGCUGUUCAACUUAGGCCUAAAAAAUACUUAUGAACUCUUUUGCCGUACAACGUGUUGUAUCCAUUAAUUGAUUUAAAAUUAAUGCACUAUAUCAUUACGGAUAUAUGCACAAAUACAUACAUACAUACAUACAUACAUACAUACAUACAUACAUACAUACAUACAUACCAAUAACAUACAUAC
Macrobrachium nipponense is the source of this 2771-nucleotide messenger RNA. Its product is annotated as facilitated trehalose transporter Tret1-like. Bases 152 to 1870 code for a protein of 572 amino acids. The record is from RefSeq and is a predicted model, not a curated record. Gene Ontology annotation, molecular function: transmembrane transporter activity. Gene Ontology annotation, biological process: transmembrane transport. Gene Ontology annotation, cellular component: membrane. The transcript is spliced from 6 exons. Lineage: Eukaryota; Metazoa; Arthropoda; Malacostraca; Decapoda; Palaemonidae.